This is a messenger RNA of Phytophthora nicotianae INRA-310, 13392 nucleotides long. RefSeq lists its product as hypothetical. Gene Ontology annotation, molecular function: ATP binding; dynein light intermediate chain binding; ATP hydrolysis activity. Gene Ontology annotation, cellular component: dynein complex. The record is from RefSeq and is a predicted model, not a curated record. Lineage: Eukaryota; Oomycota; Peronosporomycetes; Peronosporales; Peronosporaceae. Bases 115 to 13305 code for a protein of 4396 amino acids. The transcript has a single exon. Gene Ontology annotation, biological process: microtubule-based movement.
GUAGUAUCUUGCAAAGGCGCCGCUUCACCACAGCCUCAGUUCGCCUUAGCACCUUACAACCAUCAGACCGAGCCCAAGCAGACGGAGGACCCAAUACCUUUUUCUUAGUGUCUAAUGGACCCGGACAGCGACGCCCGGCACAGUUAUCUUGCCGGGCUUCUUCGCGGUCUCUGGGCUCCUCGGAACACUCGUUUGAGCGAGGACAAGCCUUCGCAGCAAGCAUUGACUCAGUUCCUCGACGAUCUGCAGUGCAACGUGCUGUAUGCUCGUCUUGCAUGUGACAGCGAUGAGAUCAGCUUAGCCAACACGUUGCAGGACGAGGAAGGCGGCAACAACGACGAGACUGCAGCUUUCCUCAAGCUGCACAAGGCGACGCCUCUCACACCGGAGAACAUGAGUACGAAUGUACAGCUCACGUCGGCGCUACAGACGCCACUGCAGAGUCUUUACCAGACUGUACACCAAGUGUACGCACCUCUAUUGCUGCGCGACGACGCUCGUGCCAGUCUGUUGUCCCAAAAGCUCAAGGAUGUACUACUUGAGUUAGACGCCGGUUUGGCCGGAACGGUCUUGUUACAAGGCGGCAGUGACGCCAAGAAGUCAAAAUCUACACCAAGUGACGGAGAUGAAGGCUUAAUGAGUAUUGCAACUAUGAGCGACGAGUUCGCAUACUGGGAGGCGAUGCAGGACGAUUCGAGACAAGCCAGAAGAGCGAAGAAGUUCAGUGCUGUCUUCGACACGGUACACCAGCGAUUCAGCGCUCCACUAGGAGAUUUGAGCUUCGAUGACAUGACUGAUCUAUUGGACGACGCGUCGAACGUCGCUGAUGAUCUGUGGCGUCUAGAUCUGGCACGGGAUCAAUUAUAUCCGCAGAAGAGAAUGGACCAUCUUCUGGGACUUGUCACUAAUGCUAUCAACACAUUCGUUCUAGCUAAGGCUAAAGCUCUAACUGGAGAUGGUAAAGCGUCCGAGGGGAACGUGUGGCAAGCGCCGUUCCAUGCAGUCCACCACUUGUUACAACAGGGUGUAUCUCUAUGCGAGAAAUGGCGUAACUCUAUCGAGUCCCUAACUGGAACUCUAUGGCCAGCACAUAGUGAACAUCCGUGGGAAGGAUCUGUAUCCUCUCAAGUACAGCGUGUCCAACUACUCAGCACUCGUCUAGAUCAAGUUCUACGAGUACGAACAACGUAUGAAGAGCUUAGUGCCUUGCUACCGUCAAGAGGAGGCGAAAAUGAGCUAGCAGAGUCGUGUUUCAAGCCUUUCGAGCGACUACGUCCACUGUACUACAAUGCGUACACUGAGCCAGCAUGGCAACGUGCAUUGAGCGAGUUUGAUCGCUCUCUAGCUCCCAUGGAGACUCAAGUCGCUGUGGUUUUACGUGAACGUCUUCGAGCUGUAACAUCCAAGCCCAGUGCGGCUGCACGUAUGUUACAGCGCUACCAGCAUCUCUUACAGCGUCCUACACUCGCUCAAGCGCUUGCAGGCGAGCGUGACGCUCUUCUUGCUCAACUUUUGGCGCAUGUAGACCAACUGGACAGUGACUUUGAGACUCGAAAGCAGUAUCUUAGCUCUAGUACCGGGGCGAGAGAGAAGAGCGGUAUGCACGUCGGUAAAACGUUGAGUAGCGACGUCAACGUCAUCGUCUGGGCACACGCUCUGGGUCGACGCGUAGCAGACACGCAACGUCUUGCACGUGGUGUCUUAACAGACUUACCAGCUCUUCCUCGGUUAUCACAACAGUGUGAUAAACUCGCGGCUAAAGCCAAUGGCCUAGUACUUGAUCGAGUGCGUGACUGGCAGGAAUCAAUGAUACGAGCGUUAGAUGACGACGACGACAACAACGGAGGCCAAUCGCUACGUCUUCGAGGUAGACUCAUGCAGAUCGACAAGCAAAGUGGAGAUUUAGUGGUGAACUUCAGUGAAUUUCUCGUGACUUUGCUACGUGACGUGCGUCAACUCACUGAACUAUCCUCACAACAGCCAGCACAAAGUGAAGCGUGGGUACCCACUCGAGUACGUCAAGUGGCUGAGGAAGCAGAGAAAUAUUACCGUUUUGGAGUGACAUUGCAGAAAGUAGCCAACUUUUACAAUAGCAUCGAAGCGCAGAUUAUCGACGAACAGAAACCUAUGCUGCUGGACUCUUUGCUAGCGUUUGAAGACGCAGUACAGCGACCUGGUAUCGCUCAAAGCAACAACCAGAAAACCAAGAGUAAGGACGUGACGUGGGCGAAUCUGGACGAAUGUGAUGAGUACGUGAGUCAACUUCAGACAGCAGCAGACCGACUGGCAGCCGAGAAUCGACGCUUUAAACGCGCUCACGAGAAACUUGGAGAGGAGCUUCUAGCUCUCAUGGAUGUGGAUUUACUACGCUACCCGCAGAAGUGGAAAGAGCGUUGGGAUGAGAUCAAGAAGAACGCGCAGUUGACUACACGGAAACAAGACUCUGCACGUACAGCCAAGUGGUUCCUGUACUGGGACCAUCAACUGUAUAAAGUGCUAGAAUCUGGCUACCAACUUGGUUUAGAGAUGCUAAACGAAAAUUUACCAGAGAUCAAGGAGAUCAAAACCGAGUUGCAUUUCCCCACAGCAUCUGCGAUGACUUCAUCGGCUUCUGGAGGCACCAUUCUAGUGUUAAAACCUCCGAUUGAAGAGCUGCGUACGACUUACUACAAGGCGAUGAAGAAGUUUGUGGCUAGACCCACAAAAUUUGGAGGGUUUGCGAACCCUCACGUGUUUUCGGCCAUGUGUGACGCCAAUGCACGGAAUCUUGUACGUGUGUAUGAAGCGUGUGAGCGGUUAUUCACACGAUUAGAAGGGUUAUUGUAUGAGUAUGAGCAUUGGGGUUUUCUCGCUCGAAUUGGAGGCGGUGGGACUGUCGACUUGGACGCCAUUAUGGAGUCCACACUACAGGAACCAGCGGACUGGGAGAUCAACUUUAAGACGAUCCGUACGAAGCGGAAAGAGAGCGAGAAGAUCCCGGAUGCGGUGAAAGUCGACUGUAUUCACUUGUCCUUUGUUCCGUUUAAACGUUCCUUGGAUGAACACAUGCAGCGGUUUACAGACGCGUUACUGUUAUCGUUACGUAAGAGUACUCUAAACCAUAUCCGGAUAGUGGAAGAUUUCGUCGAUGCAUCAAUGGACACCCUAAAUAAGCGUCCACACUCUAUUGAUGAAAUUAGCGCUGCUCAAUUAGAGUGGAAGGACAUCGACGCUCGUAAGAAUGACGUCCAUGCUCAUUUCCAGAAGGCAGAGAAGAAGAAAACACUGCUACUUGCAGUGCUUGGAGGCGGCAGUAGUGCCGGUAUGAGUGGAGCGAGUCUCGAUACUAGUGAAGUGGAAACACGUCUCUCUCAACUCCCAACACGCUGGGAAAACUUCGAGAUCGCUCUAGAAGCCUUUAACGACAUGAUCGACGAGCAAAGAGAGAGUCUUAAGGGCGAGAUCGAAGCACACGUGGUGGAAUGUAACGUUGAUAUAGAUAAAUUACGCGAACAAUGGCGCGCUAAGCGUCCAGUGGAGGUACAAUCAUGGGAAGAUGAAGCGCUGGUUAAGGUAUACGCAGCUAUGACGGAAUGGCGUCAACGCAUGGACGAAUUAAAGACUCGAUGUGUAACUUUAACCUCGAACUGUGCGGCGUUUUCAAUGAAUGAACCGGUUUUCGACGGGCUGGCAGCAUUGGACGAUGAUAUCACAAAGUUACAGUGUAAUUGGGACACGUAUCGUCAAUUUAGAGAGGAAGUACAGGCUCUGGCUGCUCAAGAUUGGUUCGCCUUCUGUACCAACAUGUUCGCACUGGCUGAUACCGCUCAAAAGUGGGCUGAUGCAGUGAAAGAACAAGCAGCUCAGGGGUCAGAACGUACGCCGGUAGUGGACAAGAUUGUGGACUUUAAUAUGAACGUAAAGAGAGCUAUGCCCACUCUCAAGCUCUGUCGUGGAGAACCUUUUAAAGAUGAUCACUGGACGCAACUCUUCCGAAAGCUUGGCUUCCCUCGCGGUGUUGAGAAGAAUAACCUGAUCGUUCAGCACUUUAUCGACGUAUUUCCAGUACUGGAAUUGCCUGCUACUCUGCAGUUCGUUAAGGUGCUUCACGCUCGAGCACAAGGCGAAGUGACGAUUAGAGAUGCGCUACAGGAGCUCCGUGCCUGGACGGAGACUGCUGAACUCGCUUUACUAGCACACGAACACGACGGAAGACGUGUGGCUAUCAUUAAAGACUGGAAGGACUUGACACUGGCACUCGGUGAUAACCAAUCGCUACUCGCUUCACUGAAAGAAUCGCAGUUUUUCAAGCCAUUUGAGGUGGAAGCGAGUCAAUACGAGAUCAAAAUGAGCACAUUGGAUCAAGUGUUGACUCAUUUAAACAUUAUUCAGCGCAAAUGGGUCUUCCUUGAACCCAUUUUUUCUAAAGGAGCUUUACCUUCUGAACAGAGUCGAUUCCGUCGAGUGGAUGAAGAAUUUACGGACAUUAUGGGGUCAGUCGAAAGAGACCCAAAACUCUUUAACUUGGCGGACGAAUUGAUGUUUCCUCAACUAGUAGAGAGGUUAACCACUAUGGUUGACCAACUGGAGCGUUGUCAGAAGGCGUUGGCUGAUUUCUUAGAGGAAAAACGUUCUCGGAUGCCUCGAUUCUACUUCAUUGGAGACGAAGACCUGUUGGAAAUUCUAGGACAAGCUCAAAAUCCAGCGGUGAUUCAGAGUCAUCUGAAAAAACUCUACCAAGGAGUGUAUCGCGUAGAAUUUUCAGAAAAACAAGACCAAAUUGUAGCCAUGUUGAGUGCCGCAGGUGAACGCGUGGAGCUUCACUCGCCUGUAGCUGUCACCAGCAACGUGGAGGAAUGGCUCGAGACUUUCACGGAAGAAAUGCGCCGUACUAUCCGAGCUCUUACCGCUCAAUGUGUCAACGCUAACGCUCCAGACUACCACGCAUACCCCUCUCAAGUGUUGUGUCUAACCGAGCAGAUCCGCUUCUGUUCUCAAGCCGAAGCGGCGAUAAAGAAUGGUGGUGUACAAGAGCUCAAACGAAAUUUACAAGAUACACUACGUGAACUGACGUCGUUGGAUUUAAGUACCGAGUUGUUGAUGAGUCUUAAAGUUAAGGCGUUGGUGCUUGAUUUGGUGCACCAUAUCGACGUUUGCGAUCAACUCUUAGCUGAUAAUUGUCGUUCAAUUAGCGAUUGGAUCUGGCAGAAGCAGCUUCGCUUUUAUCUGGAUACCAGAAAAUCUGGUAAAGACCCUCCGCCAUGUUUAAUCCGUAUGAACGACGCUGAAUUCGCUUAUACGUACGAAUACCAGGGUAACGCACCGAAGUUGGUACAUACUCCGUUAACAGAUAAGUGUUAUUUAACGCUUACUCAAGGGAUGCACAUGGGUUUCGGUGGCAAUCCGUACGGUCCUGCAGGUACUGGUAAAACGGAGUCGGUUAAGGCAUUGGGAGGUCAAUUUGGACGCCAAGUACUGGUUUUCAAUUGCGAUGAAGGCAUUGAUUUCCAGUCUAUGGGUCGGAUUUUCAUUGGUUUAGUGAAGUGCGGAGCCUGGGGCUGCUUUGAUGAGUUCAAUCGACUGAAAGAAGACCAGCUGUCAGCUAUUUCUCAACAGAUUCAGGUUAUUCAAGACGCCAUCAAGGAGAAAACAGGGACUAUUAACCUGUUAAAUAGGUCGGUGAAUGUGGAUUUUAACGCUGGUAUCUUCGUGACGCUCAAUCCUGCUGGAAAAGGUUACGGUGGACGAUCGAAGCUUCCGGAUAAUCUUAAAGCACUCUUCCGUCCUGUUGCUAUGGGUCGACCGGAUAACAACCUUAUCGCAGAGGUUAUCCUGUAUUCCGAGGGGUUCAGCGAAGCCAAAGACAUCGCGUCUAAGGUGGUGUCGCUGUAUUCUCUAUCUGGACAACUACUAUCGCGUCAACAGCAUUACGACUGGGGUUUACGAGCACUAAAAGCAGUUUUAAACACAGCGGGGAAGCUCUUACAAGCUGAAAAGAAAGACCGAGCUACAGCUGGAAAAUCUAGUGAAGAAUCUAAAGAACCAGAUAAACCUGUAAGGAUGACGACAGCAGAGGAGACCGAGAUCCUUAUCAAAGCUGUGCGUAUUAACACCCUAUCGAAGCUCACGUUCGUGGACUCAACUCGAUUCUUAGCGUUAAUCGGAGAUGUUUUCCCUGGUGUGGAGUCCGCUGACUUGGCUGGAGGUGCUUUGGGUGACGCUAUCCGUGACGUUAUGACUAGCAAGCCGUUCUUCCUACAAGUGGAUGACUUACAGAUCCGCAAAAUGCUUCAGCUUAAAGAGUCACUAGAUCAACGCAUGGGGUGUGUGGUAGUGGGGCCUUCGGGUAGUGGCAAAUCUACCGUGUGGCAGGUACUACAGCAAGCGUUAAUUCGAUGUGGCCAGCUUGUUAAAACCCACGUGAUGAAUCCCAAAUCCAUGCCACGCGAACGUUUACUAGGCCACAUGGAUCUGGAUACUCGAGAAUGGGAGGACGGAGUACUCACUGCAGCCGCUAGACAAGUGGUUAAAGAGCCCGAGAACGUUCGUUCAUGGAUUAUUUGUGACGGUGAUGUGGAUCCAGAGUGGAUCGAGUCAUUGAACUCUGUAUUGGACGACAAUCAUCUACUUACUUUACCGAACGGUGAGCGUAUUAACUUCGGUCCAAACGUUAAUUUCGUGUUCGAGACGCACGAUUUACGGUUCGCUUCGCCAGCUACUAUUUCUCGAAUGGGGAUGAUCUUCCUCUCGGACGAAGACAUGGCGAUUGAACGUCUUGUGAGUAAAUGGCUACUCACUCUUCCACCUGCUUCCGAUCCAAGUACCAGUAACACUCGAGACGCAUUGAAACAAUGGAUCGACGAGUUGUUUACUAGAGGUUUGGAGGAAUUACACAAGUAUGAAGCGAUUGUAGCUACUACGACAGUCGGGACUAUUAUGAACGGGUUGAGUCACGUCGCUACAGCUACAACCCGGUCAGAAUUCGUCUGUGCGAUGAUCCGUGGCUUGGGUGCGAACUUGGCGAUGGGAUCACGCGCGUCGUUCGCGAAAUCGCUCUUUAUGAUGGCGAAUGAACGACCACCUGAUGUGAAUAACCCGCUGGACUGUUACUGUCAAAGCUCCACUUUUUACACUUAUGAAACUAAGCGUGAUACUUACGGGGCUAUGGACGGUAAAAUGGAUCGUAAAGACUUGGUGGUUAAUGGAAUGGAUGCAGUUGUACCGACUGUUAGUGUGCAACGAGGACUUAAACUCAUUGAACCGUGGGUAGACAAGAUGGAGCCGUUCAUCCUCGUCGGACCGGAAGGGAGCGGCAAGAACAUGUUGAUUCGUCAAGCUUUUAAGAACCUCAAGAGCGUCACAGUCUCCGUUCUACAUUGCAACGCACAGACCACCGCUGACCACGUUAUCCACAAGAUCGCGCAGUGUUGUUCACUAUUUUCCACUCCCACAGGUCGAGUCUACCGUCCUCGAGAUGCUGAACGUCUUGUGCUUUAUCUUAAGGACAUCAACUUACCCAAACCAGACCAGUACGACACGUGCAUGUUGAUCGCUUUUCUUCAACAAUUGAUCACGUUCAACGGCUUCUACGACCAGCACUUGGAGUUCCUCGGAGUCGAGAAGAUCCAACUCGUUGCAUCCAUGAACGCAGCGACCACAGUAGGGAGACAUCCACUAUCCACUCGGUUCACUGCGAUCGUCAAGGUUGCGUACAUGGACUACCCCUCAACAGAAGAGCUAUCAGUAGUGUACUCUACCUUUUUAGAAGGGGUCUUUGACUCGUCUAACACGCCCAAUCUACCAGCUACGUGGCGAGAUCCCGCGAACCGUGAUCGACUAGCUAAAAGUAUGGUCGAAGUGUACGAUACAGUGAAAACCAAGUUCUCAGUGGAUGAACAACGUCACUACCUCUUUACACCUCGAGAUCUAACCAAGUGGAUCUUCGCAUUGGUACGAUAUGAUCUGGAACACGAAGAUGUGCUGGAUGCACUGGCACAUGAAGCUCGUCGACUAUUCCGUGAUCGGUUAGUGGAUAACGAAACCAAAGCUAAGUUCGACGGGAUUCUGAACAGUGUUUGGAAGCAGCAAUGGCGUCACGCUGCAAAGUUACAGGAUGUGUAUUUCAGCUCGCUGCAUUGUCGAUCUACUGAAGCUGGGAACACUACAAUGACAGCACCGUUACAGAGGAUCGCUAGUGACGAGUUCUCUCAAGUUGUGACGCAAGGGAUGGUACUAUACGAACGUGAAGAGAAGGAUCUACACAUGUUGCUGUUUGACGAAAUACUCGAACAUUUGACGAUCGUAGAGCGAGUUCUAUCGGAACCUGGAGGCUCGAUGCUGCUGGUAGGCAACUCUGGAGUCGGUCGACGAUCGGCUACUACACUGAUCUCGUAUAUGCUAAACUACACGAUGUUCUCGCCUAGUAUUACUCGAAAUUACGACGCCGGUAGCUUCCGUACUGACCUUAAGAGUUUAUUGGUAAAAGCGGGAGUGGAAGGACAGCACUACGUCUUGUAUUUGGAAGACCAUCACUUUACCCAAGAUGCCAUCUUGGAACUCACCAAUUCGUUACUAAGUUCAGGUGAAGUACCUGGAUUGUACACACACGAGGAGAUUGAGCCGCAGAUCGCUCCUCUUAAGGAACUUAUGCUGGAAAGUAUCGGAGCUACUGGACAGGAACAUAUCCGCACAGUGUACGACUUCUUCGUGUCAAGAGUUCGACAGUUUGUGCAUGUGGUGCUUGGGAUGGAUGCUCGUAACCCGCAGUUUGUGCUGCGAUGUGAGAGUAACCCAGCGCUCUACACUCGCUGUGCUAUCGUCUGGAUGGGUGAAUGGAACAGCAGCAGCAUGGCUCGCCUUCCAGAGUUGCUACUAAGCGGCUCCGAAUUGGUUGACAGUCUGAUUAAAACAACACCCCUAAUUACGAGUCUAUACGCUAGUUGUAAGGAGUUCGGCGCCACACCACGCGAAUUUAUCUGCUUUCUAAACACCUGGCGCACGCUGUUUGAAGCCAAAUGUAAGCAGAUUGUACAGGAGAUUCGUCACCUUAAGAGCGGUUUAAGCAAGUUGGAAGAAGCGAGUGUGACGGUGGAUGAGUUGAGUCGCAAUGCCGUGUUAAAGAAGAAAGAUUUAAGUGCAGCUCAAGUCUCAGCUGAUGAAGCGAUGAAGGAGAUCACGAACGCUUUAGACCGCGCUGCUACUAACCGACGUGAGGUUGAAGACCUCAAGAAGCAGCUCGCAAAAGCCGAGACUGCUACAAAUGCUCGUAAGCGAGAGAUCGAACAGGAAUUGAGCGAGAUCACGCCUAUUCUACAAACUGCGAUGGAAGCCGUGGGUAAUAUCAAGAGCGACAAUCUCAACGAGAUCCGAUCGCUUAAGAUGCCACCUGAACCUAUCCACGACGUACUGUCAGCAGUGCUUAUGCUGCUAGGUAUUCAGGAUACGUCGUGGAAUUCAAUGAAGAAAUUCCUGGGCAAUCGAGGUGUAAAGGAGGAUAUCCUCAACUACGAUGCUCAUCGGAUCACUCCUGAGAUCUCUAAAGCAGUCACGAAGCUAGUGAAGAGUAAAACAUCGUCGUUUGAUCAUGAAACUAUCUACCGCGUCAGUGUAGCUGCUGCGCCGUUAGCCACGUGGGUGAAGGCCAAUCUCAAAUACUCGAUGGUACUCAACAAGAUCGAACCACUAGAAACCGACCUAGCAGAGGCGAAACGAUCACUUGAAGCCUCGCAACAACGCCUCCUACAAUGUGAAAGUGAGUUGAAGAAGAUCGAUAUCACGGUGGAUCAGAUGAAGGUGCAGUUUGGAGAGAAAACCAAAGAAGCUGAGAUCUUACGCGUCAAUCUGGAACAGGCUCAAAGUACAUUAAACAAAGCGCAAGGCUUGCUUGGUAAGCUCGGCGGUGAGAAGCAUCGCUGGUCGGAACAAGUAAAGGAGCUGGAGAACCGUCUUACCGACUUACCGGUACGUAUGUUACUGGCUUCGGCCUUCACAACGUUCCUCGGUAAAUGCUCAGAAGACGCCCGUAAACGGGUAGUUAAAGAAUGGGAGCGCGAUAUACUGGAGAGCAUCAAUCCUACUGGCCCAGCAAGCAGUUUACACUUCGAUUACCGCAAAUUACUGAGUACGGAGAGUGAACUCUUAACGUGGAAAAGUAUGGGACUUCCUUCAGAUAAUCUGUCAAUGGAGAAUGCUCUGAUUGUAUCGAAUUCAAGCGGUGAACGCUGUCCGUUUAUCAUUGACCCGGCUAGUGCUAGUACUACGUGGUUGCAAGCUGAACUGGCCAAAGACACGACUCGCCCGCUGUCGAUUGUUCAGUCACAAGACGCUCGAUUUGUGAAUCUAGUGGAACAAGCUGUACGCUUUGGAAAGACUCUGGUUAUCCUAGAGGUUGACAAUGUCGAGCCCUAUCUGUAUCCACUAGUUCGCAAGGAUUUGAUCCAUCAAGGCCCGCGGUUUGUAGUCGCAUUAGGCGACAAGGUGAUCGACUACAACGAGAACUUCCGACUGUAUCUGGUGACUCGAAACCCGUCACCUCCGCUCGCUCCUGACGCGCUGGCAAUCGUUAAUGUAGUCAACUUUACAGUUACAAAGUCUGGGCUAGAAGGACAGCUUCUUGGCGUCACUAUUCAACAUGAACAACCUGAACUGGAACAAGAGAAGAGCGAACUUCUUCGACAAGAAGAAGAGUGUAAAGUGCAGCUCGCAGCUUUGGAGAAACAGCUCGUCGAGGCCCUUGCAACUUCUGAAGGUGAUAUUCUAGAGAAUACCAUGCUAGUUGAGUCUCUUACGAAGACUAAGGCCACUAGUGCUGAGAUUGAGAACGCACUGGAGAGAUCAGCCAAGAAAUCCGAGGAGCUGGACGAGAAACGUGACACUUAUUCUCCUUUCGCUCGAGAAGGAGCCAAGAUGUUCUUCUUAGUGAAGCAACUGAGUGCUGUGAACCACAUGUAUCGCUUCUCAUUGGCCUCGUUCUUGGGACUUUUUAAAGCCACGUUGGCAACGAAAAUGGAGUCUUCCAGCACCAAAGACCGUAUUUUACGCUUGAUCCCUAUUCUGGAGCACAAAGUCCUCAUGUUUGUGGGCCGAGCGCUCUUUAAAGAGCACCGACCGAUGUUUGGGAUGCACUUAGUGCAUGGGAUGCAUCCGGAAUGCUUCGAGAAGAAUGAGUACGAGUUUUUCUGUGGUGAAGUAGUGGAGAUUGAAAGAGGGUCAGGAGGACACACGACGCUGCCGGAAUGGGCUUCACCUGAGCGAAAAGAGGCGUUUACGCAGUUUGUUGAAGCGCUGCCACGUUUGGCUCAGUUGUGUAAGUUUGAGAGUCACGAUAUGUGGAUCCGAUGGUCCAAAUCGAUGGAGUGUGAGCAGAAUUUCCACCCGAAAAUGGACAAAUCGGGGUCUGCUGGAGGAUUAUCUGCCUUCCAGAAGCUCCUUGUUGUCCAAGCUCUACGUCCGGACCGACUGCAAAGCGCUAUUAUCCAGUUUAUCUGUGGCGUUAUGCAGCUUAAGUCGCUGACUCCACCGUCACUUGACUUUAAGGUCAUUGGAACGGAAGAAGCCACGAAUACGACGCCAGUUCUUCUCCUAACAACGGCAGGUGCUGAUCCUUCAAAGGAGUUGGAAGAAGUGGCGACGUCGGUGGUUGGAAAAGGUCACUACUUUGAGGUCGCUAUGGGCGGUGGCCAACAGGAGAAGGCGCUGAAUCUACUCAAAUCUACAGCGGAACACGGCGAGUGGCUGUGUCUACAGAACCUUCACCUGGUCAUCGCUUGGCUUCCGGUGCUUGAAAAAGAAUUCAGUGCCCUUAACGCUAGUCACAAGUUCCGCUUGUGGUUAACUACAGAGCCUCAUGAUGCUUUCCCGUUGGUUCUACUGGAGCAGAGUCUGAAGAUCACAUUUGAGAGUCCUCCAGGCAUGAAGAAGAACCUGCAACGCACCUAUGCAGCAUGGAACCCCGCCUUCAUUGCUAAGGGCACUCCAGCACGUGCUCAACUUCUCUUCUUGCUGGCAUUCUUCCAUGCUCUACUACAAGAGAGGCGUACGUAUAUCCCUCAAGGUUGGACCAAGUUCUACGAGUUCUCGUUCGGUGACUUUCGUGCAGGCUCGAACGUCAUGGAGCUGGCCUGUCAAACCAGUGGAUCUGGUGGUAUUGACUGGCAAACACUGCAUGGUUUAAUGGAGAACGCGAUUUAUGGUGGACGGAUCGAUAACCCGUACGAUUUGAGAGUACUCCGUUGUAAUCUAACUGAGUAUUUCAGCCAAGAACUGCUAUCGGGACAGAAGAGUCUGAUACGUGGAGUCAAGUUGCCUCAAAGCACACAACAUGUUGAUUUUCUCGAUAUUAUCGAUCGCUUUCCAGACGUCGAUGCCCCCGCCAUGUUUGGGUUACCGGAUAACAUUGAGCGAUCCAUGCAGCGCUCUUUAUCCGGUCAAGUGAUCGCUCAGUUGAAGGCUCUAUCAUCGAGUGAGGCUGAAGCCACUACCUUCGACCGAGAGAAGUGGCGAGCACAGCUUGGUCCGUUGUUGGAGACGUGGGGGAAGCUCACAACGGGUUUCCAACUGGAAGGAACCUCUUUGUCUUCUAGUACUGGCAAGAACCUGCAAGCCAUGGCACCAGCGGACGCCUUUGUAGCUUUGGAGAACGACUACGCGUUGGAUCUGGUUCAACAAGUGAAUACGAGUCUACAGGCGUUGAAGAAGGUGAUUUACGGCACUGGGCUACUAACUCCAGCCAUCCAGACUGUGGCUAAGGCUUUGCUGAAGGGUGUAGUUCCAACGGAGUGGGCUACUCAAUGGGAGGGCAGCGAGAACGUUGGCACUUGGCUACGCGGACUUGCCAUGCGUAAACGCGCUUUAUCUGAAUGGCAGGAGGCUGUGGGCAGUGGUCAAUUGCUGACGAAAGGUCUGGAUCUGUCGGAGUUGCUGCAUCCUGGCACAUUCCUCAAUGCUCUUCGGCAACAGAGCGCACGUGAACAGAAGUGCUCGAUGGACGGGAUGAAGCUGCUCUCCUGCUGGGAACGCGACCGUCUCAGCGGUACGAAAGUGGAGUGGUUCGAACUGACAAGGCUGCUGUUGCAAGGGGCUUCGUUUGAAGGGGGUACACUGCUUGAGGCGGUGUCAGAUGCCCAGGAAUUGGUCGCUGUACCGUCCUGUUAUGUGGCAUUUGUACGCGAAGACGCUCAGGAAAUGUACGAGAAGGAGAACUGCAUCAAGACCCCGCUAUAUUACGCCACAGAUCGCGAGAGAAUGCUGGUGGAGAUAUCAGUGCCUAUUGCAGGUGAUCGAGCUCGCUGGGUGCUCGCAGGCGUGGCACUCUUCCUAGGCGAGUAAGAGGGUCAAGUUGAAGUUGGUGAUAUUUGACAGGACACCUAAAUGCAUUUGAAUAGGUUAAUUGUGUUUUGCACAAUAAUGUAGCCA